Molecule: messenger RNA, 3843 nt
Organism: Triticum aestivum (bread wheat)
Lineage: Eukaryota; Viridiplantae; Streptophyta; Magnoliopsida; Poales; Poaceae
Product: transcription termination factor MTEF1, chloroplastic
Exons: 1
Coding region: 2550-3536 (328 amino acids)
Biological process (GO): regulation of DNA-templated transcription
Molecular function (GO): double-stranded DNA binding
Source: RefSeq, a predicted model, not a curated record
UCGUCCCUCAGCCCCACGUAAGCUUUUCUUGGGUCCACCUAACCUGUAGGCAGGACACGUUCCCAAGCCUUAUCUUCCCGACCGGCCUUAUCUUCUUAGCCACACACUCAUGCGUCUUCUACCUCCGUACAUCAUACCGCUGCACAUCAUUACGCCAUGGAUUAAUCACCCCUUGGCGCGUGUUUCUAGCUGAAGGGAGCGGCGAGGCCGGCCGGUGGCACCGCAACCCACGCUGCUGUCCGACAAGCUACAAGCGGGUCGCGAGGGUGCUACAACCGCUGGCCACGGCUGCUACGGGGGUGUUUGGUUCCCUGUAUUGCAUGGGGCUCGCAUCCACCAUGCAAAAUCUGGGUGUUUGGUAAGCUGUAUGGGCCCUUUAGCCUGGCCCGGUGGAUGCAAAAGCAGGCCCCCCUCAGCCCCUGCGUUUCUCUCGUGCAGGCUGGUUCCUCUUUCUCCUUCCUCUCCCUUCUGCCUCUCGUGCGCCGCCGCCAAGACCCCACCGACCAAGCCCCGCCUCAUUCGUCUUUCUCAAGCACCACCACCUCCGUUCUGCUCAUCAAGCGCCGCCGCCGUCCUCUACCAAGCGCCGUCGCCGCCCUUGUCAAGGUCCGCCAUCUUCGUUCGCCUCCACCAAGCGCAGCCGCCGCCGCCGAAUCUUGCCUCCUCGUGCCGCCGCAGGGAAGAACACCGUGUUAGCUGGUGGGUUUCCUCGACCAAGCGCGGCCGCCGCUGCUGCCAUUGUCUGCGGCCAUCUUCCUUCGUCUCCAGUAAGCGGCGCUCCGCACGCCAGAUCCGGCCGCCGCAAGGAAGGAUCCAACUAUGUGGAACCACCGAGCCGUGAAUCCCGUUGCUUCGCGCUGGUGCAUGCUCCUCCUUCCGCAUAUUUUUCAGCAACAUUCAGAAAAAAUCCACCUCGUACAGCCAUGGUAUACACAGGGAACCAAACACCCAUCUUAGCUCAACUUUGCAUCAGCUCAGCCAGGCCGUGGUCACCCAGGUUCCCCCGUGCAAUGCAGCCGAAAGCCACCCAGGCAACCAAACACGCCCUACAACCACCGGCCAUGGAUGAUGCAGCGAUGGUGGCGAGAUGGCAUGAUUGUGCAACCGGAGAUCGCGUCGCCGUUGCCGGCAAGGACGCAAGCCUCAAGUGGGAGCUGCAACCGGCCUGCGCUGGGCUGGAAGCCUGCAACCUGUGUAGUGCGGGCCGUGAACCGGUGGCGUGCAAAGUUGCAGCGGCGGUGGCGCCGUGGCGGCUGGGCGGCGGUGGUUGCUGUCAUGACUAAGUCCGGCGACGAGGGAAGCUGCAACCGUGGGGCGGAGGUGCUUGAACCUUCGUGCGGAGGUGCUACGACCGCCAGUCCGAGAUGCUGGAAUCGUUAAUGGUGUUUUACACCCAGGCGGCACCGGUGCUACAACCGUUGUUUUUUCUUGCUCGCACCGCCGGCGAUUUUUGCUGGAACCGGCUAUCGAUUUUGUUGGGGAUCCUCAAUGGGUGGUGCUUUUUGCUGGAACUAGCGUUUGAUUUUGCUGGAAGCGGCGACUGAUUUUGCUGCGAUUUGGGCCACACCAAAGCGAUAAUUUUGCUGGAACCCGCCGACAGAGAAUGUUACAACCGGCGAUUUUUUUUUUGGAACCGGCGAUGAUUUGUGCUGGGACCGGCGACUGUUUUUGCUGGAUUCGCGAUGAGGAGUGGUUUCUUUUGUGGCGACUGGCUAUGAUUUUUGCUUCGACCAUUGAAGGAUUUUUCCUGUGACGUCCCUGCUAAUGAUGGAGGCGACGGGGAAACGGGGUGAUGUGGCCGGCAUCCACAGGUGCUGGAGGCGACACACGGCCUCGCUGCCACGAGCAGCCUCGUCGGGGGAGGCUGUGGCGAGGCGCCUGUCGUCGCACCCCGUGCUGCAACGGGACGCGGGCAGGGCUGCGACAGCACCAGAGACCAGACCGCGCGCCACGACGACCGCGACUUGCCGCUGCACGCCGCCGCGACCAGCGCUACAUCGUUGGGUCCUGGGGCUAUGGGCCUAUGGUGAGGGGGAAGAGCGACCUGCAAAUCAGCCGAGGGCAGUGCGAGCAGAGAACAACAAGAAAAGAAACGUGCGAGGAAGAAGAUGUGGGGGAGAAAGAUCAGACGGCUGCAUGUAAUUGAAUCGUGGGGCUAGCACGUGACCGGCCGAAAGCUAGCGCCGGCGGACCGGUGCCUAGCAUUGGCCUAAAUAAUUUAGCUCGAAUCCACAGAGGACAUACUUCACUUUCAGUGAUGAAAAAAUAUCUUUGAGCCUUUUUCACUUUUAUUAACGACAGAAAAGAUGUGUCUAUCGCUUGUUGUCUCUUGUUUGCGCCUCUGCUGAGUAGUACCGAGCGGUCUCUUUCUGGUUCAAAAUCUGACCACCCAAUGAGCAGCACCCAGCGCGCCAGGUCAUCACCAACGAUGAGAUAGAGAAGUGGAUGAGAUUCCACUUCGCCGCAGCCCCAUCAUCGUCUUCCCCCCUUCAAUCUCCAAGCCUCCAAAUCAAGAAGCUCUGGGAGACAAGCUCCGGCCGUGAGCGACAAUGCCGCUCUGCAGCUUCUACGCCUCCACGUCCCUCCCGGUGGCCAAGCCCCACUCCCUGCCCUCCUCCGCCAAGCUCCCCUCCACCGCCGCCGCGGCGAUCACCACCGUGCAGCCAAAGAAGUCGCCGCCGGCCGUGGCUGCGGCCGCGGCGGCGACCGUCCUGCCGACGACGGCCGAGAACACAGCGUCCAUGACGCCGGCGGAGGCGCUGUCUCUGCACCUGCCGGAGCUGCCGUCGGCGAUGCGGGACAAGAUCCUGAGCCUGGAGCUGAUGGGGGUGGACUACGGGCGCGCGCUGUCGCUGAACCCGGCGCUCCGGGACGCGGCGCCGGAGUCCAUCCACGCGGUGGUCACCUUCCUGCAGUCGCGCGGGCUCCACUUCAAGGACCUGGGCCGCGUCUUCGGCAUGUGCCCGUCCGUGCUCACCGCCAGCGUCCGCGCCGACCUCCGCCCCGUCUUCGCCUUCCUCACCGACGACCUCGGCGUGCCGGAGGCCGCCUACCGCCGCGUGGUCGUCAAGUGCCCGCGCGUGCUGUCCUGCAGCGUCCGCGACCAGCUCCGGCCGGCGCUCAUCUACCUCCGCCGCCUCGGCUUCCGGGACAACCGCGCGCUGGCGUUCCAGGACCCCAUCCUCCUCGUCUCCAGCGUGGAGCGCACCAUGGCGCCCAAGCUGGAGUACCUGGCCGGGCUGGGCAUGUCGCGGGACGACGCCGUGGCCAUGGCGCUCCGCUGCCCGGCCCUCUUCACCUUCAACGUGGAGAGGAACUACAAGCCCAAGUUCGAGUACCUGGUGGAGGAGAUGGGCGGCGGCGUGGAGGACGUCAAGGCCUUCCCGCAGUACUUCACCUUCAGCCUCGAGAAGCGGAUCGCGCCGCGGCACCGCGCAGCCGCCGACGCCGGCGUCGACCUGCCGCUGCCGGACAUGCUCAAGGCCACCGACGAGGAGUUCAGCGAGAUGCUCGAGAGGAGGAGGAGGAGCGGAUGAAGCGUGCGGUAUGGCCGCCGGCCGGCCGGCUGAGCGCGCCGUGCGCCAUGCUCAUGCACGCAGGCGGCCGGCGGGUGCUUUGUACACUUACCACCGAGCUAUGGCGACCAGGGCUUGCACUGUACAUAAUGAUCAAUGGUUGAUGCCACGGCUCCUGAGUCCUGACUCACAGCGUGAAGUGAUGAUGCUUCUUUCUUCUGUAGAGGAUGUGUAAGUACCAAUGAAGUAGUCGGGUGUGCCACGUGUAUAGUGUUCGUAACACAUGUUGGGGCUGUAAAUAAAGUCAUGGAGGAAAGUUCAAUCGGGA